Canis lupus familiaris (dog) is the source of this 5022-nucleotide messenger RNA. It is a transcript of the gene GCLM, whose product is annotated as glutamate-cysteine ligase modifier subunit. The record is from RefSeq and is a predicted model, not a curated record. NCBI's taxonomy places the organism in Eukaryota, Metazoa, Chordata, Mammalia, Carnivora, Canidae. The coding region runs from base 214 to 1038 and encodes 274 amino acids. Gene Ontology annotation, biological process: glutathione biosynthetic process. Gene Ontology annotation, molecular function: glutamate-cysteine ligase catalytic subunit binding; enzyme regulator activity. Gene Ontology annotation, cellular component: glutamate-cysteine ligase complex. The transcript has 7 exons.
GAGGAGCAGCCGCCGCCGCCGCCGCCGCCGCCAGCGCGUCCUUCCCGGGCCGCCGCUGCGCCGCCGUCCGGCCUCCUCGGCCCCGAGCGCGGGCUGAGGUCCCGCCGCGUGGGGCGGGCGGCCUCGCGCCCGGCUCUCCGGCCUCCUCCCUGCCCGCGGCCCCGGCGCCGCCCGGCCGCCCUCCCGCCCUCCCGCCCUCCGUCGGCCGCUGCCAUGGGCACCGACCCCCGCGCGGCCGGGGCGCUGCUGGCGCGGGCCCGCACCCUGCACCUGCAGACGGGCAACCUGCUGAACUGGGGUCGCCUGCGGAAGAAGUGCCCGUCCACACACAGCGAGGAGCUUCGAGAUUGCAUCCAAAAGACCUUGAAUGAGUGGAGUUCCCAAAUCAGCCCUGAUUUGGUCAGGGAAUUUCCAGAUGUCUUGGAAUGUACUGUAUCUCAUGCAGUAGAAAAGAUCAACCCUGAUGAAAGAGAAGAGAUGAAAGUUUCUGCAAAACUGUUCAUUGUAGGAUCAAACUCUUCAUCAUCAACAAGAAAUGCAGUUGAUAUGGCCUGUUCAGUCCUUGGAGUUGCACAGCUGGAUUCUGUGAUCAUUGCUUCACCUCCUAUUGAAGAUGGAGUUAAUCUCUCCUUGGAGCAUUUGCAGCCUUACUGGGAGGAAUUAGAAAACUUAGUUCAGAGCAAAAAGAUUGUUGCAAUAGGUACCUCUGAUCUAGACAAAACACAGUUGGAACAGCUGUAUCAGUGGGCGCAGGUAAAACCAAAUAGUAACCAAGUUAACUUGGCCUCCUGCUGUGUGAUGCCUCCAGACUUGACUGCAUUUGCUAAACAAUUUGACAUACAGCUGUUGACUCAUAAUGAUCCAAAAGAACUGCUUUCUGAAGCCAGUUUCCAAGAAGCCCUUCAGGAAAGCAUCCCUGACAUUCAAGCACAGGAGUGGGUGCCCCUGUGGCUACUGAGAUAUUCGGUCAUUGUUAAAAGUAGAGGAAUUAUCAAAUCAAAAGGCUACAUUUUGCAAGCUAAAAGAAGGGGUUCCUAACUACGACUUAGGAUCAUAACCUACUGACUUGUAUUUUCCUUGAAUAUAAGAUAAAAUUGAGACGUGUAAAAAUUAGUUACUGGCUGUAAAUGGUGUCAUGGAGGCAGAUAUUCUUCAGUUAUAUUUGACAAUGUUAUCUGCCAAUUUUGAAUACUUUUCUUGCCUCCAUAUCAGUUCACUCACAUGAACCACUGUAUUGUUUUCAUUAAACUAUUGUUUUCUAAUUGAAAUUGUCUAUAAAGAAAGUACUUGCAAUAUAUUUUUCCUUUAUUUUUAUGACUAAUAGAAAUCAAGAAAAUUUGUUGUUAGAUAUAUUUUGGGCCUAGGCAUCAGGGUAAUGUAUAUACAUAUUUUUUAUUUCUAAAAAUUAAUGGCUUCUUAUUCUAUAGUAUAAGCAAUUUAAUUACAAUUGUUAAAACUGCAAUACUGGAAGAUAUUUUUUCUGUUAUUAAUAAGAUGAUUAUAUCCCAGAGUAACUGGAGUAGCUGGGAUCUAUUAGUAGUCUAAGUAAAAUUCAUUUCUUCAAUACAUGAAUGAAAACUUAAAUUUAGCUGUCCUUGCUUGUAGUUUACCUAUAAUGAUUUAAUCCUGUAUUCUUGUGCCAUAUUUUCCUUGCUAUUAUUUCCAAGACAAACCAAAGUAAAUCUGAAAAAGGAGACUAGAAUCUUUGAAAUUAUUGUUUGGGGGAUUUAUAAAAGCAACUAUUAUCAUCUCCAGAUUCUUUUUAAUACUUGAUCCAUUCUUAAUAUUUUGCUAUUCAUUCAAGAAUAUUCAGUAAGUAUUGAGUGUUUACCAUGUGCUGAGCACUGUGGCUCUGGGGGAAAGGGGGUGUGCAGAGAUUCAGAAUCAGUUGAGUAAAAUAUGUAAUAUUUGCUCCUCACUAAUAACUGACUUGGAGGGACAAAUAGAAAGCGAGCAAAAAAAAAUCUUUAAUUCAGGGCCAACACUGUCUAGACAACUUGAGAUAUGGUCUUAACUGUUUAAAAGCAAAAUGAUAUAAUCAAAACUUUAGAGCUGGAAAAGGUUAUGGAUUAUUUCUUAUAAUUCCUCAUUAGUUUAAGAACCAGAAAAGAGAAAAUAAAUAAGCCAUGGCCUUUGAUAUAUACUGCAGGUCUCCUUAGUUCUAUAAAUUUGUAUCUGUAACCCAAAUGGUUUGAAAAGGUUUUAAAUAUGUCUUGUAUGUCAAUCAGUACUUUUAAACCAUGUGUCUUAAUACAUGGUUUAUAAAAAAUAAACUAAUAUAUAAAACUAUUUUGCCCAAGUUUUUUCAACUUAGAGAAAAGAAAAGUGGUUCCAUAUUCAAAUAAAUACACUAGAGCCACCUCGGUGGUGCAGUCGGUUAAGUUAUCCGACUCUUGGUUUUGGCUCAGGUCAUGAGAUCAAGCCCUGUGUAGGACUCUGACUCUUGGUGCCAGAAUUGGCUUGGGAUUCUCUUUCUCCCUCUCUACCACACCCCCACCCCUGCUGCCACUCACAGUCCGUGCACUCUCUCUCUCUCAAAUAAAUAAAUAUUUAAAAAAAAAAAUAUAUAUAUAUAUAUACACACACACACACCAGACUCUUCCUACCCUAAAUAAGCUUUUGUAGUUUACUGGUCAGAUAAUUUGAUCAUUAGAAUUGUAACAAAUCAGCUGACUGACUUGCUAAAACUAGACCUAGAGCUUCCUAAAGCCUUAUAUAGCCUUUAUAUUAAUUGUAUACAAUAUUAUUGAAUGUAUAUAGUUAACUUUUUUAUUUCAAAAUGUGCAACAUGUUUUCAUACAACAUAAGUCUUUAAACAAAUGCUUAUUUUAAUUUAAGCCUUAACAGUUAAUUGGUCAAACUAUUUUAAGAGGGAACUUUAAUAUCACAUUUGUUGCUUCUUAAAACCCUACACUUAAAAAAUUCGAUUGUUUGAAGGGUUAUUUUGAAAGUGGGAAAAUAAACUUAUGUUGCUAAUUGAUCUAAACUUUAGAGGAGCUUUUUUUGUGUUCUUCCCACCUCCUGACAAAGAAGCAAGACUAUAGAUUCAUUUUGUGAAGGGGAUCAUGUAUGUAUGGGACUUCAAAAUGAGUUUUUUGUUUCAUUUCUGUACCUUUAAUUUCUGUUAUUGAAUAACCUUUUUUAAAAACUGAUUUUUUUAAGGCUUUACAAUUUUUCAAGCUGAUGUUCACAUCUUUUUUUUUGUGAACUAUCAGAAUAUAGUGAAUGCUUUUCAGAUAUUUAAGGACUUAAUGUUUAAAAAGCCAUAAAAUAACAAACAGUAUACUACCAAAUAAUUGUUUAAAGCUGAAAGCUAAGUUAUCAACAGUGUAUAUAACAGGUAUGUUUUCUGAGGUGAGGUGUAUUCAGUGACUCAAGGCAGAAAGAACUUAUUUUUUUUUUCAGUAAACAUGAAAAGAAACUAUAAGUUUAUUAUAUUUCCAAAGUACACUGGAGCCUUACAUUAACACAAUAUACCAUAACUUAGAAUUUGUUCUGUGAUGAGUCUGUCUUGAAUUCCCAUCCAAGAAACUGUAGUCACCAGAAGGACCAAGGUGUCUUAUAAAAUAUGUUCAUAUGAUGUAAAUUCUGAAGGCCACAUUGUACCAGUACACUCGUAGAGUAUCCAUUUAGGAAUGGCCUGUGCUAGAUUGAAUAACAAAAAGCUAAUAAUUUUUCUGUUCUCAAAGAUCACUUAAACAGCCAUGUGUGGAAUGGAAAAUAAAGUUACUCUAUUUUGAGUGGAUGGUCAGACUUUUCCCUACCAGAGCCGAGAAGUAACUGAAAUAGGAUCUCAAUUUUCAAUGAUAAAGGUCUAAGGCUCAUUUAAGUACAUCUCAUUUUUUAACGGAUUUUCUUUGCAACUUUUCAACCUAGCAUUUUCAAUACUGGGGAAUGUAAGUGAUUGACAAUUCAUCUCUUUGCCAGUUGUACAUUUACAGAAAUUUGAAGUUGCUUUAAUGGGAAUUUAAACCAUUGUUUUCAUAAUCAAAUAUACCACCUUCUGAUUCUGAACAUACUUUUUAAAGUUAACUUCAUAAUGUACCAGACCUUGUACCUGUCAUUUUCCCAUAAAGAUGAUGGGAUAUGUCAGCUUUAUUUUUGAAAACUAUGUAACAUAACUUUCAUUAAUAUUUUUUAUAGUUUUCAGAAUUAGAAAUACUUAGGGGAAAAUGUUUUUGUUAGAUAAUUCUACUUUUAUGUGUCUUUAGUGAUGUAUUAUAAAAUACAGGCAAAAUAUAAAGCAUAAAGCAUUAAUAUUUAUGUCUUUAAUUUCACCUAUACUAUGAGUAUUAUGAAUUAUCUAAUUAAAAUAAAGUGUGUUGUAUAUUUUUUCAUUGCGUUGUUUGAAUAGCUGAAAGCAUCCUAGAGUAUUGAUUUUGACCUAUUUGAACUCAAAUUCAGUAUGAUUUGAAAAUAUAAUUUUUACAGAUCCAAACCAUAAAGCUAUUCAUGUAUUCAUUCAGAUUCAUUAAAUGCCUACUAUAUGCCAGCCACUGUGUAAGAUAUUGGCAGAUAGACACAAAUAAAAAACCUCUGUCUUUAAGGAGCAUAUAGUAGUUGUGGGGGGUUAGAGAGAUCUGUACAUGAACAAGAGCAAUAAAGUCUGCAUCUGUUGGUGAUGGAAGUGGGGCCAGGGAGUAUGUACUGCUUGGAGGCUUCCCUGAAGAAAUUAGCCUAGAGUAGGAUGAAAGAAGGAGUGGGAAUUCCAGCAGAGGCCUUUGUUUGCCUUGUUUGUAAAUAAGCUUUUAUUGAAUGAUGAACAACUUUUAUGUAAACUUUAGAAAUUCAGUGAAAAGUUUCUUAAAGAGCUUGCCCUUAACAGUUAGAAGGGAAUGGCUUUUGUUGAGACAAGAGUGAGGUGGGAAAAGUAAUAUCUUAUAAAAAAGAGGCUAAAAUUUGACCAAAUCUCCCAAAUAUAUCAGAAUAUGGCUGUUAUGUAGUUUCACUACCAGAAAAGCCAAACAAAACUUUAGUAUGUAUCUCUCGGCAAUGAAUAAACGUAUAAAAUGUCAUACAAGA